CUCUCGAGGCCGGCUUGUGAAGAGCAGUUUUAUGGACGGGAAUGUGAGUUUAAGAGCAUCCAGGAAAUUACAGUUCUAAAACCCCGCCCUCUCUUUUCCCGCACAGAGGUGCGCCUAUAUCUAUAUAGGAACAACAAAACAAGAAUACAGCAGAUAAGAAGCAAACUUAACUCUGCUAAAGCUUCACAAAGGACAAGUUGGCAAUACUUUUUAAAGAAGGGUUGCAUGCUGAGCCUGAACCUGAUGUCAGCGCCUGCUGACUGCUGCAUCUGCCUGGAUGAGUUCACCAGCCCAGCAUCCCUCCCCUGCGGACACAGCUUCUGCCUGGAGUGCAUAGGAGAGUAUUGGAGGAUCAGCGAGAGCUGCCAGUGCCCCCUCUGCAUGGCGGUCUUCCCCAAACGGCCGCAGCUGAAGACUGAGCGAACUGAAAGCGAAGCCAAACCGCUCAAAGCGGGAGAGGUCCCGUGUGACGUCUGUCCGGCUCGGCGGGCCGCGGUCCGGUCCUGCCUGGUGUGCCUGGCCUCGUACUGCUCCGCUCAUCUGGAGCCACAUUAUCAGAGGGAGGACCUCGGACGCCAUCUGCUGGUCAGUGUGGCGAAGAACCUGGAGGACUCUGUGUGUCGGCUACAUGGGAGGAAGUUGGAAAAGUUCUGCCGGAGUGACCGAACCUGCAUUUGCGCCACCUGUGCCAAGACGGAGCACAGAGGCCACCAUGUUGUUUCUAUCAACAAGGAAGCUGCUAAGAACAAGACUAAACUGAAGCGCAGACGAAUGAAGCUUCAGCAAGAGAUUCAAGAGAAGCUGAGUGUGGCUGAGGACGCGGAGCGGACCGCAGGCCUCCAUGGAGGAGAACUUCCACCAGAACUUUGGGCGCAAACCAGGAAGCUGAUCAAACAGCUGGAAGAGGAGAUCAACAAGCUGCAGGAGAGGAACGCGAAGCUGGAGCAGCUCUUACAGACCGAAGACAACCUCCACUUUCUGCAGCGAUUCCUACACUCCUUAGGAAGUCAGAAGGGAACAGGGUGUACACUGCUAACGGGAGCGGCUCAGCAACCUGAAGACAUGACCGCCACGGCCAAAUCCGUCAAAGAUGACUGCUUUCUGGAAAGACACCUAAAAUGCCCCAUCUGCAUGGAAACAUUUACCGAUCCUGUGACCACAUCUUGUGGUCACUCCUUCUGCAUGAGGUGCCUGGAGCUCAGCAUCGCCUCAUUUCAAGUUGACUAUGCUUGUCCCCUUUGCAAAAAGCAUCUGAGGAAAGCUCCUAAGGUGAAUAAUGUCUUGAGAGACAUUGUCCAAGAGGUGAAAAACACACUGAGCCAGACGUUUACUGGGGCCGCCGGCGAGGUGCCCUGUGAUGCCUGCACGGUGCCCAAGAAGAAGGCUGAAAAGUCCUGCCUUGUGUGUGUGGCCUCAUUUUGUUCAACCCACUUGGAGAACCAUUAUUCAGCUAAAAGGCUGAAGGGCCACAAACUGGUGGAACCUGUGGAGAACCUGGACACAAGGGCCUGCCCCACUCAUGGAUGCCCGCUCGCGCUUUACUGCAGGAAGCGACAAAGAUGCGUUUGCGCUCGAUGUUUGGAUGGAGACCAUGGGAAAGUUGUCUCUGCUGAAGAGGAAUGGCAAGAGAAAAAGGAUCAAAUCGAGAACACCAAAGCGCAGUUACAAGAGAGAAUCAUGACAAGGAAAGCAAAGAUUGACGAGAUCAAUGAAGCUCUGAAGAGUUGUAAGGAGGAUGUUGGGAAAGAGUGGUGGGAUAUUGAUGCUCUGUUCACAGCUGUGCUUGACGUUGUGAAGGCAGCUAAGGGAGAGGCGCUAAACCCACUUGAAGACAAGCUGCAGUUAUUAAAUAAGGAGUCAAAAAACCUCAAAGAUGAGUUGGAAGAUGAAAUCAACAAACUCGAGGCAACAAUCUCAAAGCUAGAUGAUAUAUCGGCACUUGAAGAUCACAUCCUGUUCCUACAGAUGUACCCAUCUCUUUCAGUUCAGGAUGUUAUGAAAGACUGGACGUACAUUGAACUUGACACCACUCUGUCUUUUGGCUCCAUGAGAGAAACCGCGACAACAAUGAUUGAAAAUAUUCAGCAGCAGCUGGAGAAGCUGGCCACCAUUGAACUUGCGAGAUUCACAAAGUUUGAAGUGGAUGUGAGGCUGGACCCAGAUACUGCACACCAGCGCCUGGUUGUCUCUGAUGAUCGCAGCAAAGUGAGAGACGAAGGAGAAAACCAGGAAGUGGCUGAUUCUCCGAAGAGAUAUGAUGUGCUUGGCAGCGUCCUGGGACUCAACACCUUGGCAACUGGGAAGUCCUACUGGGAGGUGGAGGUUGGCAGCACAAACGGGUGGGAUCUAGGUGUAGCCAGGGGCAGCGCUAACCGCCGGGGACGACCAGCUUUAAACCCAGAUAAUGGCUACUGGGUUCUGGUACAUUUUGAAGAGUGUGAUGUACCCAAGCCAUUUACAGCAUAUGCAGUCAUGACGGCUCCACCUGUUUCACUGUCUUUUAAAGACCAACCAAAGAAGGUUGGGGUGUUUGUGGACUAUGAGGAAGGCAUUGUGUCCUUCUACGACGUGACGGCCCGAUCUCACAUCUACUCGUUCUCCAAGUGCUCAUUCCAAGACGAGCUUCAUCCGUUUUUCAGUCUGCACAUGAAAAAUGAGAUAAACUUUGAGCCUUUGAUUAUUUCAAAAAUAAACCAUACAAAAAUGAAUUAGGAAUGGAAGCAGUUGGUCUUCCAUAUUUGUUCAGUCAGAGUAUUCAGACCUAAUUUUGUGUGGUAGAUGAAGAGUAUUCAAUGAUUUGAUGCAUCACAAAAGUACAUUUAAAAAGCUUAAAAAUCAAGCUAGCACAAAUUGUAUUUUUAUCUAUAGUAACUGUAAUUUUACAAGAGAGAGUCGUUAUUUGGAAACAAUUUAAAUCCAGGAAAUUAGUUUGAAAUGCUUAGUGUGAGUCUGUGUGUGAAUGGAUGAAUGAGGGUUGCAAUCUAGGCUCUAGACCAGUGGUUCUUAACCUGGGUUCGAUCGAACCCCAGGGGUUCGAUGAGUCGGUCUCAGGGGUUCGGCGGAGCCUCUGCCGUGGAGGUAAAGACACUUAUAUGAAGUCGUGAUGACGCCCCGCUUUGCCAUCACUUGCUGCAGAGGAUCACGUCACAUUGCUUAGCCAAUCAGCGCU
Molecule: messenger RNA, 3169 nt
Organism: Poecilia latipinna (sailfin molly)
Lineage: Eukaryota; Metazoa; Chordata; Actinopteri; Cyprinodontiformes; Poeciliidae
Product: zinc finger protein RFP-like
Exons: 11
Coding region: 226-2712 (828 amino acids)
Molecular function (GO): zinc ion binding; protein binding
Source: RefSeq, a predicted model, not a curated record